AUGAUUAGAGGCAUUUAUGGCCUAUUGGGGUCGAGUGGGUGUGGGAAAACAACCUUGCUCAAGUGUGCUUUGGGCAGAUUGGAGCCAAACAAAGGGUCCAUUCAUUUGUUUGGUAGAAAACCGGGUUCACCCGAAAGCAAAGUUCCCGGUCCUGGAGUUGGGUAUAUGCCUCAAGAGCUGGCCCUCUAUGAAGAGUUCACUAUUGAAGAGAUACUGACAUAUUUUGGCCGAUUAUUUGGUAUUAAAGCAAAAGUGAUUGACUCGAGAAUUGAGUUUUUGGUCGAUUUGCUUCAAUUGCCUGACAGAAGACGACUAAUCACUAAAUUAAGCGGUGGACAGAAGAGGAGAGUUUCAAUUGCAACGGCUCUUCUACACAAUCCUCCACUUCUAAUACUAGACGAGCCAACCGUUGGCGUGGAUCUAAUCCUUCGCGAAGCCAUUUGGAAACACUUAGAGUUUUUAUGCAAAAACGGAUUGACAGUAAUAGUGACCACACAUUACAUAGAAGAGGCCAGAAGUGCGUUAAGGGUUGGUUUCAUGCGCUCCGGAAGACUGUUGGCCGAAGAAUCGCCGGACGAACUCAUAAGACUCAAUGGAUUUUCCACAUUAGAGGCAGUGUUUCUUAAAUUAUCGCAAAUUCAAGACAAUCAGAAGACUAACGAAACUUCUUAUUCUAACGGCAAAGGAGUGGAAAUCAAUUCAAAUAAAUGCCAAUUUCCGAUGAAAGACAUCAAAAAAAGCAAAAGUGAUGCCAAACUGAUAAACAUUCGUCCCAUUAGUUAUCACGUAAACAAUGGUUACAUUCCCGACGAGUGCCGCGAAUCCUGUGAUGGAGUGACAGAAACCGAGACUAAACUCAACAACUCUUCGUUGGAGUGCAAGGAUUUGUGUCGAGAAUACGUCCGAAAGCAGAGUAUAGCCAAUGGUUUGAUUCAAUUAAGAGAAGAGAGUAUUAUUGAUGACACAAACUCUUUCUACCGCUUAAUCGCAUUGACGUCCAAAAACUUUAAGCAAAUGUCGCGAAACUUUGGUUUACUUUUGUUUUUCAUAUUAAUGCCAUCGCUUGAGAUCAGUCUCAUCACUGAAUGCGUGGGACAAGACGUCCGUAAUAUUCCGGUCGCUGUCUAUAAUCCCGAAAAGGCCAACGGUUUGAGCGAAUUAUUUCUCAAUUCGGUGGACAAGAAUCACAUUAAUCUGAUCCGAUAUAAGACAUUGGAUGCGGCCAUCGAUGCGGUCAAAGUGAACGAAGUUUGGGCCGUUAUUUACUUUAACCGCACAUUCAGUGAAUCGCUAUCUUAUAGAUUGUAUUUCGGGUCCGAAGACAAGGACACUAUAACCGCGAGUUCAAUACAACUCCGUAUAGAUAUGUCUAAUCAAGUGAUCGGUAAUCAAAUCCAGAGUUAUUUGUCGGAAACGUAUUUAAAUUUUUUGAAUAAAUUGGGCAAAAAACACAACACAACUAUGGAUUCAAUGAAACCGUUGAUAAACAACGGACCGCCUGUUUAUGGCACGAAAAACCCGUCGUUCAACUCGUUUGUAUCUCCCGGUGCUCUCAUUGUUGUCGCCUAUUUCGCCACAACGACUGUCACCUGUCAUCUGCUGAUCAAAGAGCGCACCGACGGCUUAGUGGACAGGAAUCUCGUGGCCGGAGUGAAGCCCUUGGAGUUUGUCUUAUCGCACAUUAUUUUGCAACUAUUUAUGCUAUCAUUUCAAGUGGGACUCAAACUAGUGCUCGCGUUCGCCGUCUUCGCGGUGCCUAACAUGGGAUCAAUUGUGUCGGCGUCGGCGCUCACAUUCCUCCAGGGCUGCUGUGGACUCAUGUUUGGUCUCAUGAUAUCAUCGCUGUGUCCGGACGAGAUGUACGCAACCACUCUAUGUAUCGGCGCUUUCUUCCCGACGGUAAUAAUGGGCGGUAUGUUCUGGCCGUUGGAGAGUAUGCCAACAGGUUUGAGAUAUUUCAGCCAAAUAUUGCCCUCCAGUUUGGCCAUUGAAUCGCUUAGAUCUAUAUUAUUAAGGGGUUGGGGUCUCAGCCACUAUCAGGUUGUGGUAGGAUUUAUGCAAAUUCUCAAUAACUAUCUCGAGAUAUCUGUGUCUCGGCUGAACGGUUGCCGAACUCUUCUGCCAUCUCGUAAUCACAAGAAUAAUGUAAUGAUUUGGUCCCCAACGGGGAAAACCUCCGCGUCCUCUGAGUCCUGUUCUUCCAAAUGGAUUUCGAGGCAGAAAAUUGUCUUCAAGUUUAUGAGCCGUCGGUAUUCAUUUGCCACGAAAUACGAUUCACUGUCUGUUUCUCGGGCGACACUUCCUGUGUAUUCCAGUCAUAGCGAGGGAACUUUCCUUCAGAUGGAUAAUGUCUUCGUCGACAAAGGCUUGCAUUUCAAUGGGAAACUCAUUGAUGGGUUUGCUAUAAGCGAUGGGCUCGUAGUCGAUGUGCAAUACUUCCCAAAGUAUGUAUUUAUCCGAAAGCGGGACUCGAGUUAUCGCUGUUCCCGGAUAUGGAGAGUAAUGGGAGAGCAGUGUCUUAUGGGACUCUUGGGUCGCAUACAUAUGGGAUGA
This is a messenger RNA of Medioppia subpectinata, 2553 nucleotides long. The record is from the annotation of a GenBank genome assembly. Lineage: Eukaryota; Metazoa; Arthropoda; Arachnida; Sarcoptiformes; Oppiidae.